This is a messenger RNA of Phycodurus eques (leafy seadragon), 3395 nucleotides long. It is a transcript of the gene fam131aa, whose product is annotated as family with sequence similarity 131 member Aa. Lineage: Eukaryota; Metazoa; Chordata; Actinopteri; Syngnathiformes; Syngnathidae. The record is from RefSeq and is a predicted model, not a curated record. The coding region runs from base 672 to 1565 and encodes 297 amino acids. The transcript is spliced from 5 exons.
UGUAAAUAUGAUAUUUGAUUCCUUGAUAUCCAGUUUAAGGUCAAUUUACUGUACUAGUACUCUUUGUCCUCACUACUAAGACAAUUCAGCACACUAGUAGUGUUUGGGGAUCAUAAUGUGUGGUAUAUUUAGUUUCAACUAGUAUUGCUUGGCUGGGUUACUGUCUACUGAUAUAAUGAUGAGCUUGUUUCAAUGUACUCACAAAUGUAGUUUUUGCUAGCGAUGUUCGAUACCGCCGAUUUCCUUGCCGAACCGAUACUUAGUAAAUUCGAGAUGGUUUCGGCAAUGCCGAUCCAAUACCGAAACUUUGUGCAAAUACGCCUCAUUUGUCAAGUAAUUAAAAAAAAAAAAAAAAAGGGGGAAUUUCAAAUCAUAGAUUCAUAAAAAAUACAAGCGAUUCGAGAAUUUAUUAAUUUGAAACUCUGAAACUUGCUGUUUUAUGUUAGUGGGUCAUUUCCCACUGGAGUGUUCGGGAUUCCCAGCUCGAAUUGGUGGAGUCCAACCACAGGAGUUGUCGCGCCCAGCAGCCACGUGCAUCGUGGGUUAAGUAGCAGCGCUAUUGCUUUUAAUCGGGAUUAGUGGGGAGCUGCCAUAUGCUUGAACCUCACCUCCCUGCACUCUGACCUUUGGGACUACCAUUUGGCUGCAGGGUUAACAAGGAAAUGUAGGACAUGGACCAAGCUUUUAAAACACACCAAGCCGUAGUGGUUUGUGGUAAAUUUUUAGUUUUACCCAGACGCCACAUGUAUGCCAUGAGGCUGAGCUCCAGGAGUAGAGAAAGGAGGGAAAGAAGGUGGAGGGAGGAAGAAGCGGUGAAAUUCGAGGAGAGUGACAUGAUUCCAAAGUCAGGAAAAUCUCCGGCGGACUCGCGGAAAAGUGUGGGCAUCCAUGAGUUUGCAGCGCUUGCCAGAUCAUCCCUGAACGGCAUCUCUCAGGCAGUGAGGGACCAUGUGACCAAGCCCACCUCCCUGGCCCAGGGCCGCGUGGCCCACCUCAUCGAGUGGAAAGGGUGGCCCAAACCUGCGGACCCCCCACAGGCCGCCCACUUAAGCUCCUAUUGCCACUUGAGCGAGGGCGAGAAGGAGGCCCGCUUCGCUGCAGGCGUGGCAGAACAGUUUGCCAUCGCCGAGGCCAAGCUGCGAGCGUGGGCGUCAGUGGACGAGGACGACGUGGACGAGGAAGAGGAAGACUCUAACGACGAGGACGCCAAAGCGGGCUCUCACGCCGACGUCACACCUCAGAGCACAGCAGACGCCGCCCCAUCCGGAGCUCUGGUCCGGUCUGAACGGAUUACCGAAGAGGGCGGCGGCAGCGAGGUGUGCGUCCACCACAAGCCCGAGGGGAGGCCCGAUCGUUUCGAUUCCUGCUACUCUACCUCGCACUCGGAAUCUCCCGGAGAGGAGGAAGAGGAGGAAGAGGAUGAGGUUUUCCACGAAGCUCGGGUGUGGAGCUCCAGCGGCUUGCCGUUCGACCGGGCCUCCUCCGGGGUGGCGUCCCUGGAUGAGGAAGACCAAGAGAACCGGGACGAAGGAGGGAAGAAGGAAGAUAAGGAGUAUUUGAUGUGAUGUGUCGUCCAUGUCUGUGAUUGUGGAGAUGACGUCAUCUGUUUAGCUUUGCCUUGUGUCCUUCUUCUUCUUCUUCUUCUUCUUCUUCAUCAUCUCUGUCUCCCGUCUAGUGUCAGGCCAAAAGCACCACUGGAGAAUUGCGAGCGGAAUGUAACACUGUCAGUUUUGUACAUUUUAUGGUGUCAAGUGUUGCUAUGGCAUUGUUUUUUUCUAUGGAAUAUUUUGUAGUGUUGUAUUUUGUCAGGGUUCAUGCUGUGUCACGUGGAUGUUGAUACUGAAUGUCCUUGCACACGUCAAAAUAUAAGGUGAUUUUUUUUCUGGGGGGAGCACACGAGAGUCUUGUCGUUUAUUUCCCGGCAGCUUCAAAGCAAAAUGGCAAAUGUGACCCAAAAUGGCUGCUUCCACCUAAAAUGGCCAACUUCUAUUCAAUUUAAGCCACGGGUUCUUUAGACUCCUUCAUGCGUCCUGUUAUGACAGACAUGGCCACGCAAUUUCGUGUAGAUUGGUCAAACUGGUGUCAGGGGCUAUUUUUUCAAUUUGCAAAAUUGCCUUUUUUUUUCAAAUUGACACCAAAAUGGCCAACUUCCUGUUCAAUUUCACACUCGAGUUCUUUUUUAGGCGCCGUUAUGAUAGACGUGCACCCAAUGUCGUAUGGAUCGGUCAAACUAGUGUCAGGGGCUCGUUUUAAACAUUCGUGUAGCCAAACUGACCCAAAAACGUUUUAUUCAAACGAAAAUUCCCGACUUCUUGUUCAAUUUCUGGCAUGGGUCCUUGAGACUUUUUUGUGCGUCCUGUUAUGAUAGUCUACCAAAUUUCAUGCCGAUUGGUCAAACUUGUGUCGGGGGGAUAUUUUUAAAAUUAAAAAAAAUUUUUUUUUUUUUUAAAGAUUUUUUAAAAUUUGCGUAAAGGGUCAAAUUGAUACAUACAUAUGUACAUGAUACAUACAUAUGUUGAUACAUAUGUCCACCCAAUUUAAUGAAUUUUUGGCAAACCGGCAUCACGGGCUAUUCCCCCCCCCCCCCCAACCCUCCAGGGGGCGCUGCUGAGUGAGUUUUGAGGCGCCAUGAUCGGGACCACUAAAAUGCACACAUUCUCACCAGCAAACACGAUUUUGCCAAAACUGGUGCGCUUUCAGCAGGCACGUGCACAGACAUUUUUCGGGGCAAGCCCCACCCCCCAAAAAUAGGGUACCCUUUGCCAAACUUAUUCAUAAAAUAAGAAAAAAACAGGAGUAUAUAUUUAACGAAUAUAUUUAUUUCCUUUAACACAAUCAACACAGUCAAUAUUACAAUUAUUAACAAAGGAGGUGACUAUUAACAAACAUCAGGUUUUUGUGAUAUCCAAAAAUGAGAUAAAAAUAAAUCAUUCAUAAAAUACGCUAUUAGUUAACCUAUAAUCUGUACAAAAUAGAGAGGGGAAGUCACAAACAACUGAGAUAACAUGGUUACACAAAUGCACACACCCUCUUAUAAAUGGAGACGUGGCUGUGUUCAAACGCAUGUUAAAUGGGGCUCAGCUCAUCCCUGCCACCAUUUUAAAGUGCCUCUGAUGAACCCCAAAUUAAUGAAGGUGUCAGCAUAUUUAGAAUUCUCCCAAAGACUCAAAUAAAUGGCACUCAAAUAUGAAAAGGGCUGCAGCAAAAAGGGCACUGUUUUUCAUCAAGAGCAAAAGGGCAGGUGCUUGAUCACCACUCGGCGUCUCUGUGUGCACGUGCCUGACUUUCGGGUAUGUUGAGGUCCCGCAAAAGGAGAUGCAUUCAUCAGAAGAAUAAAAAUAAACUGGCACCCCACCCUGGUGCUUGCGCACCAAAAAAAACCCCAAACUAACAUA